CCGGACCAGCAGCAGCAGCGGCAGCAGCGGCAGCAGCAGCAGCAAUGUAAAGAUGGAGUAGAAAAUUAUGUGCCUCGGCUGUCAUCGUCAACAUGUUCCCGGGUGUUUUCUAUGCACUGCUGGCGGGGUUCCUCGGGGCCGUGGCGUCGUCGUCGGCCAAGCUGUCCCUCGGAGCCGACUACCUGAAGGGAGUCUGUGAAACCGGACUCCGGACGUGGGGAGAGCAGCGGAAAUUUAGACAAGCGGACGAAACCACCACCUGUGACCGGCUCCAUAUCCCUCUGAGGCUGCUGUGUGGCGGACUCCUUUUCACCUGCAACGCUGUGAUGUGGACCUUCCUUGCCAAAGCACUCAGGUAUUCCUCUUCCUCCACCCGAACCACUGUGACCACCACCGCCUCCAACUUCAUAUCUUCUGCUUUCCUAGGCCAGCUGAUCUUUGGUGAAGCCCAGAUUACGUUGUGGUGGGUUGGGAUCUCUCUGACCUUCUCCGGUCUGUUGGUACUGCAGAGGGUCUCCCCGCAGGACGGACAACAGGGGGCAGUCGCCAAGAAGGAUGAAUAAUAUGUCUGGUCUCCACUAGCUCAGCUCAGCCCGGCUCCAGCUGGCUGUGGUAUGUGGUGUUUUUAGGUUAGCAACUCCUCUGAUCUUAACAUCUAGCCAAAGUUUAGUGAAAUCUGAAAACAGCGGUUGUGUUUAGUGUUUUUUAUUUAUUUAUUUAUUUUUCAUCGAGUCCGUGUACUAAACAUUUACUUAUCGUAACAAUAACUUUGUGCUCUUCAGUGAAGGAAGAUGAGCAAUUUGUUGUUAACCUUCCAAUCACAUAUUUUCUUAGAUUAUUAAUCCCCCUUUUGAACUAUUUAACUAAAUGCCACUCAUUCUGUGUCCUUAUUUUGAAUCGGUGACUGCCCUUCGGUUUGUGGCCACGCCGGCUGUGAAGGCCUGCUGGGUCAGCUGUGGUGCAGCCUUGUUUAGUCCUGUUCUAAAAUCAGAGGAGAUGUUGGCUCUCAGCCAGUCUGGCCAUGGCGGAGUUACGGUCAGGCUGGUGGAGACAAGGUAAUGGACGCCUGCGUCCCGUUUACCCAGAGGCUCUAAAAUCAUCUUUAUCCAUCGGCUUACAAUGGAGCAAAAAUGAUACUAGGUUUUCGUUACGUUUUGGAAACCGUUUAGUCAACAACAGGACAAAAACUCAUGAACUAACAUAGCAGAUGUGAAGGGAAGCAAAGAGACUAAAAGAAAUAGUUCAGUAUUUUGAGAAGUACGCAUAUUCGCUUUCUUGCUGAGAGUUAGAUGAGAAGAUUGAUACCACUGUCAUGUCUGUAUGCUAAAUAUGCAACUACGGCCAAGAGAAAGUUAGCCUAAGGUGCUUUUGAAUCAAAAGUUCCAGGAACUUUAAUUUUUGAGGGACGAAUGUCCAGAAACUUUCCCAGGGUGUAAAAGUUCCUCCAGUGCAUUGGGAUUUGCUCUGUCAAUUUUUCCGUGUGUCAAGUAUUUAACACACAGAAAACCUGGGGAAAGGUAGAAUUAAUCCAUCAUAGGAGAAAAUGUAAGGCUGCAACCAACAAUUAUUUUCAACAUCAAUACAUCUGGCAAAUAGUUUCUUUAGUAAUCAAUUGAUUGUUCAGUGUAUAAAAUGUUAGAAAAUAGUGAAAAACAACAUAUUAACAUAUUCAAAUUACUUGUUUUGUUUGAC
Molecule: messenger RNA, 1692 nt
Organism: Xiphias gladius (swordfish)
Lineage: Eukaryota; Metazoa; Chordata; Actinopteri; Istiophoriformes; Xiphiidae
Product: transmembrane protein 42
Exons: 3
Coding region: 93-563 (156 amino acids)
Source: RefSeq, a predicted model, not a curated record